Homalodisca vitripennis (glassy-winged sharpshooter) is the source of this 4804-nucleotide messenger RNA. Its product is annotated as myosin-IIIb-like. The record is from RefSeq and is a predicted model, not a curated record. Gene Ontology annotation, cellular component: myosin complex. Gene Ontology annotation, biological process: protein phosphorylation. The coding region runs from base 16 to 3471 and encodes 1151 amino acids. The transcript has 22 exons. Gene Ontology annotation, molecular function: protein kinase activity; ATP binding; cytoskeletal motor activity. NCBI's taxonomy places the organism in Eukaryota, Metazoa, Arthropoda, Insecta, Hemiptera, Cicadellidae.
ACGUUGUUGCAUGUGAUGACAGGUGAUAGCGUUGGUGAGCAGCAGCUGGACUCGUGGUACGACGCCCGCUGUGAUGUCUGGUCACUGGGUAUCACUGCUAUCGAACUGGCGCAGGGUGACCCUCCUCUGUCAGACUUGCACCCUAUGCGGGCGCUGUUCCAAAUACCACGCAACCCACCACCAACGCUGGAACGGACUGACUGCCCUGACCUGGCAGACUUCGUGGCUGAGCUACUUGUCAAAGACCUGGAGCAACGGCCUUUCGCUAAGGAACUUCUCAGGCAUCCCCUCAUGAAGAAAGGAGCAGUGUGCGCUCAAAAGGUGCGGGCUGAACUUCAGGCUGAAAUCAAACGACAACGUGUGAGUGGACGUUGCCACAGACAGCCUGAAGUAACCACAAAACAUGGGAAACUGAAGACUGACCGGAAAGAAAUGCCUCGGAAGAUGUAUGUCGACGAUUUAGCAGUUCUUGAUAUUUUAACCGAGGACUCAAUAGUUGAACAGCUUCAACAGAGGUAUGAGAUGAACCAAAUCUACACUUACAUUGGUGAUAUUCUUGUGGCUGUGAACCCAUUUACUGACCUUGGCAUGUACACACCAAUGGAACAGAAGCGAUACUGUAGUCAGUCUCGUAGUGCAAACCCUCCACACAUUUUUGCGGUAGCUGACGCAGCGUAUCAGGCGCUGAUGCACCAAAGAAUCAGCCAAAGUAUAGUCAUCAGUGGGGAGAGUGGUGCAGGAAAGACCGAGAGUGGCAACUUGCUCCUCAAACAACUUGUCUUCCUAGGCAAGGCACCAAAUCGUGACCUGGAGGCUCGUAUUCUCCAAGUAAACCCAAUCAUGGAGGCAUUUGGCAACGCUCAGACAGGGAUCAACUCCAACUCAUCGAGGUUUGGGAAAUUCCUGGAAUUGAGUAUGACAAGAGGUGGUCGUGUGACAGGCGCUCGACUCUCUGUUUACCUCUUGGAGCAAUCUCGGGUUGCGCAGCAGAUGCAAAGUGAAAGAAACUUCCAUGUGUUUUACUACCUAUACGAUGGCCUCAACAAUGAUGGUAGGCUAGCAGAGUUCCACCUGGAUCCCUUACUACGAACACGGCACACCUUCCUCACUGCUGACAGUCAGGACGUCCUGAGUCGCCAGAACAAUGUACAAAAAUUCAGAGAGCUGAAGUCUGCAUUUGAGGUGGUCGGGUUCAGAGACGGUGAGGUCAACUCAAUUUACCGAGUCAUCUCAGGUAUCCUACACCUUGGGGAUAUUGAAUUCGGAGAAGUGAUCUCAGAUGACAACACUGACAACAAGAGUAGAGUCAUCGAUCUUGCACCUUUACACCGAGGUUCCAGCUUACUGGGGAUAGAAGCAAGUGACCUGCUGGAGUGCCUGACAGCAAACAGUGUCGUAACCCGAGGAGAAACCAUAACCAGGAAUAACUCUGUGGUGGAAGCCAUUGCCACGAGAGAUGCAAUGGCAAAGGCCCUCUACAGUCGGCUUUUUGACUGGCUUGUCAACUGUGUCAAUAGCCUGCUGUCUUUCAACUCAAGAGGGGAGCAACUAGUCAUAGGUUUGCUGGAUAUUUUUGGUUUUGAAAACUUUGCCCACAACUCGUUUGAACAACUGUGUAUCAACGUGGCUAACGAACAGAUCCAAUAUUACUUCAACCAGCACAUCUUCACUUGGGAGCAGCAGGAGUACAUGGCUGAGGGUAUACCAGUAGACCUGGUGGAGUUCACAGACAACCGGCCAGUGUUGGACAUGUUGCUCUCUCGCCCACUGGGACUGCUGGCAUUGCUGGACGAGGAGAGUCGCUUUCCUCGCUCUACUGACCGCUCUCUCAUUGAAAAAUUCCAUGCAAAUGUAAAGAGCAAACUGUACAUCAGGCCAAAGUCAAAUGCUCUUUGCUUUGCGAUACAACACUUUGCGGGUCGAGUGGUCUACCAGGCUGAGGGGUUCCUGGACAAGAACCGCCACUUCCUGGCACCAGAAGUGAUCCAGCUGCUGAGGACUUCAGUGGUAGACACAGUCCGCUACCUCUUCCAGUGCCCCAUCACCAAAACGGGGAAUCUAUUCUCAGCUAGCCCUGCUGACACCCCUGCCGGCACCAGGGAUGCAAACCGUUGUGCAAGUGUGAUGGCGCUACAAUCACAGUCUCGGGCCCAGCAGACAGCAGCUACGUAUUUCCGCUACUCGCUGAUGGAACUGCUGCAGAAGAUGGUAGCUGGGGCACCGCAGUUCGUCCGCUGUAUCAAACCUAAUGACCAGAAGUCCCCGAGGAUGUUUGACCCGGCCAAGGUUGUCCGCCAGCUCAGGUACACAGGAGUCCUUGAGACUAUAAGAAUCCGCCAGCACGGUUUCUCCCAUCGAAUACCAUUUGCGGAAUUCCUUAAAAGAUAUUGCUUUCUUGCAUUCGGGUUUGAUGAGAGAGUUAUGGCAACAAGAGACAACUGUCGUUUGUUACUGGUUAGGCUUAAAAUGGAUGGCUGGGCUCUCGGCAAGACCAAAGUGUUCCUUAAAUACUACCACAUUGAAUACCUCUCCAAAUUAUAUGAAGAUCAGGUGCGCAAGAUCGUUUUAGUACAGUGCUGUGUGAGGCGGUGGUUGGCCCGCACGAGGUACCAGAAGGUGAGGUGGCAACUGGCGUCGAGCGUUGUGACACUACAAAGGUAUGUCCGGGGCUGGAUUGCUCGCAAAGAAUUGGAGACACGAAAGAACAAGGAAGAAAACAGGAAGAACAACGCGAAAAACAAGGCCAUGCGGAAACAGAAGAGUGCAGAGAAGGACAGAGAAAUUACAACGCAACAGAUGGAAGACAACUCAGCAAGUCCUAUAUCAGAACUGGGCACCCCCUGGGGCAAUGUGCAGAUGAGAAGGAAGUUCUUCUCGGAACUUGAAGACAAAGAUGAGGCUGCCACAAUCAUUCAAAGCCAUUUCAGAGGUUAUACUGUAAGGAGACACUGGGCACCAGAAGUGGCCAGAAGAAUACACAAUGGCAUGCAGAAUGCAGUACCAGUUUCACCAGUAAAGACUAAGCCAACAGAUCGUCAAGCUCAGCUAAUUACUCUGUCCCAGGAUGUACACAUGAAAAAUCAAGAUGUCCAUAAAUACCUGAGAAACAACAAACAGGGCGUCCACUUAAACAAUAUUGAGGAGACCAAACGAGUUUAUGGACAGAAAUCUGUUGUGCAUGAAGUAGCAAAGAAGCAUGGUGCCAGUUCCUAUUACAAACAAGUACAAGAAGAGAUGAAUAGUCCGUCACCGGAUUCAUCAGAUGAGAUUUCGGCCUGGGACUUGCCGAUCAUCCAGCUGGAAAACCAACUUCGUCCCCUCAGGCCACGGAUGGUGACUCUCAGUAUAGAAGCAGAACGCAGAGAACUGCUCAAUGCAGGGAGGAACAACCUCCACUGGCAGAGUCCACCCGUGACACCGAGAUCAAUUCAUCAACCGGACAUCCAACCCCCUUGGCCACGGAAGAAAUGAAUGGACCAUACGAUUUUCGGCAACUGCUGCGACCAACAGAACACCCCCCCACCGAGUCACUGCGCAAACGGCUCAGCGAACGAUGUCAAAACCGAACUCCAAAUGUCAAAGUUGUGUAAAUACUAAGUGUCGUUAAAAUCUGCUCUGUGAACAUCACUUCGUCAAAGACUUACGAAACCAAAGAUUCUCUUAUCCUAAGUUUUAUGUAUAAAAGUUUCCUAUUUAUAUGUUCUUUUUUAGGCUACCUGGAAACGUAAAAUGUUACGUCUUAGUAUUUAUUAGUACAGUGAUGACUGAAUAGUACAAAUGUGUAAUAUUAGUGAUUGUAGUGAGUAAAUGAGGUUUUAUGUACUGUCAAUAUUCUAAACACAUUUUUAACAUUGCAUUAAGCAGGAUUUAUUAUGAUAGAAGUAUUAUUAUUAUACUUUAUGAACAAAUACAAUUACUUACAAUUCUAAUUGACUUUUUUAUUGUUUUUUUACUCUUUUAAGAGAUGAAUGCAUUUUUUAUAAAAUGCAGAAUAAUAUUUGCCCUUUCACACUGUGAAAUAAGCAUUCUUUUAUGAUGAAAUAUGGCUGGUAUAAAUUAUUCUUUAUAAAAUUUUAUUUUAUAAUAAAAAACAUUUCCUGUGUUGUUUUAUUUAAAUAAAUUUCAGUUUAUGAGUGAAAUAUUUGAAGCUUUUUAUAAACUUUGCUGUAAUGCAGUGUUAUUUAUUAUUAUCUAUAAUUUUAAUUCAUAAAUUUCCAGUCCAUUUAAAAUUAUAGCCACAUUGAAGGCCCAUUUAAAUUGUUACUGAAUUGUUAGAAGAAAAUAAGUAGAAUACUUGUUUGGGUUAUUUACUCUUACCUUUUUUUAAACUUAAUAAUAUUUUUGACUGUGUGCUUUAUUUUUAGAAUUUUAAUUUCUAAUAAGAAUCAGCAGACCAACACUUGAAAAUGUCCGAGUUGUUGGCCCAGAUUACUGUAUAAUUUCCUAGUAUUAUUAUUUCUCUUCUAAAAUUCUGAUUAAGCUUUCAUAAUACUGCAUAUUUUGUAUGACACUGUUACUAUUGUGAUACAGUGAUAAUUUAGAGAUUAUUUUUAUAGAAUUUAACCUGGUCGAUGUGUUUUAAUAAUUGUUGUGUAUAUAAAUUACAAACAAACCAAUCUGGAUGCAUAUAGCUUCUUUCUGUCAUUCCGAAUAAUUAGGAGAUUCAAAGCAAACUUAAAUUUUACAUUCAGGUGUCUUUAUCAUAGUGGUUGAGGUAAUCAAGAGCAGAAUUCCAGGUAGCCUCUUUAAGAUUUGACAGUAUUUUAAUGUUAUUAAUUACGAGAGUUUAUUAAAAUGUGUGUGU